Rotaria sordida is the source of this 1230-nucleotide messenger RNA. The record is from the annotation of a GenBank genome assembly. NCBI's taxonomy places the organism in Eukaryota, Metazoa, Rotifera, Eurotatoria, Philodinida, Philodinidae.
AUGACAAUACUUGAAGCACGAAAUCGUGUGGGAGGACGAGUCUAUACAGAUACACAUACAUUCAACAAUGGUGUGUCUGCUGAUAUCGGUGCCGAAUGGAUUCAUGCUUAUGGAGUAGAAAAUCCCCUAUACAGUCUACAUCAACAAUUGCAAACAAACGAAGAUAAACAAGAUGAUCACUACUUUGAUUUCGACGAACCAGAAAUGACUGGUUGCUAUGAUACGACUGGUUCAAUUGUGUCACGUCAAACCUGUGCGAAAGCACAAUAUAUUAUCGAUAAGUUAUUUUCACCAAAAUACAACGAAACUUUGAGAGUUCGAGACGUAUCAGUCUGGGAUAUAAUACGACCCGAAUAUGGGAAAAUAUCGGAAGGACAAAUCAAACGACUUGUUGAUGCUAUGUUAAUCGGCAUAGAAGAGUAUGAAGCUACGGAUCUCGAUCGAUUAUCUGCCAGACAGACUUUCUUUGGUGAUGAUGAGGAAGAACUAGAUGAAAACAUGGCAUUGCAAAGAGGAUUCGGAUCCUUGAUUCAACGAAUUUUCAACAGAUUCGCAUUACCUGUUCAACUAAAUACUGAAGUAACUCGUAUCAUCAUAAGUAACUCGGAUCGUGUCCAAAUUUCAACGAAAAAUGAUGAAACUAUUCAAUCAAAGUAUGUCUUGAUUACUGUUCCAUUGGGUUGCUUGAAACAGAAAACGAUUGUAUUUGAACCAGCACUACCUCAAUGGAAACAGAACGCAAUUGAUAGUAUGGGUUUUGGCAAUACGGAAAAGAUUAUUCUACAAUUCGACGAGACAUUCUGGGAUUGGAAUUUUACUACAUUCUACAUAGCUGGCGCAUCCUUUCCCUUUGCUAUUUGUGCUCCCAAGAAGCGUAUCCUUGUAUUUACGAUUGGUGGAACACGAGCUCGUCAUAUGGUAGCAACAAAAGAUGAAGAUACGAUUGCUACGAUUCUCCGUGAUCUAAGAAGAGCGUUUCCUAAUCAUACAUUCAAACUGGAACGGUAUCGAAUAUCACGAUGGACACAAGAUCCGUAUGCACGUGGUUCUUAUUCAUAUUAUGCAUUUAAUACAUCGUUGGAAACUUUCGAGACUUUGGCAAGAGAAUGUUGUCAUAAUCAAUUGUUUUGGGCUGGUGAACAUACUAGUUCGGGCGGUUCAGUGCAUACGGCUUUUGCCACAGGUCAACGCGAAGCAAAGAAGAUUUUACAGCGAUUGAAAAUAAAAUAA